AUGUCCACAUCGGGGCUUUCUGGAAAAUUAGCAUUGGACAAAGGGUACAGCAGUGGCAGGUCGAAGUUUCAGACCGUCAAUAUCAAUAGUGUGUAUAGUGGCAAGUCGUUAAUUGCACCAAAAAGUUCAAGUAUAACAAAAAAUGGGCUUCAGUCUCUUGGCAAGACGACGGCUAUCGCCCGUCGCAUGCCCCCACCUGCUAAUUUGCCUAGUCUAAAAUCUGAAGGCGCUGGCCAAGAUCCGAACGUUACUAUUGUUCCUAGCGGUGUUUCGGGAUGGGGUACGAAUCAGAACACGGUUACGAGCGAACAUUCAGAAUCGAGCAGCGCGAACAACACUGGCCAAAGGGUACGAUUUUCGGCGUUCGUUUGUUUCUGUCUUUAUGAAUCCUUCCCUUUCUCAGGUUCCUUCUCAGUCGUCGUAUGGUACUGGAGCAUCUGCAUCCAUUACGCAGUCUUCAUCGACAAAUCACUCUACGACGGCAUCUGGCAGUACUCGUGGUGUUGGCGGUGGCGAGAGUGCGAAGCAGACAUGGAGUUCUCGCAUUGGAAACAGUGGACCGUCCGCGGAGCAAGGUUUCGUAGUGGCAGCGCAAGAGUUUCCAAAACUUGCCGGAAAUCAAGCGGAGGAAGAGCUGAAGGGGCCAAGUUUAAGACCACAGAGUAG
Messenger RNA from Soboliphyme baturini, 666 nucleotides. The record is from the annotation of a GenBank genome assembly. Lineage: Eukaryota; Metazoa; Nematoda; Enoplea; Dioctophymatida; Soboliphymatidae.